AUGUUAGCAAAUCAACAAAGUGACAUACCUCCAACAAGCAGUGUCAUACAAUCUCAUGGAGUUGAUGACCGGAUACUGUCAAAAGAAUAUAAUGAAUUAUCCUCAGAGUUGAUUGUUUUGAAUCGUAAGAAGUACGAGUUGGAGGAAAAAGCGAAACGAGCAGAAAAUGAGUUGCAGCAGUCAUAUGAAAAGAUAAAAUCGCUUGAAAAUGAGCAGCGUAGAACGGAUGAAGAAAUAUGGCUUGCUAAGGAACGUGUUGCCAAUCAGGAUCGUGAAUUGCAAGAUCUACAUGGUCAAUGUUCUCGGUUAGGUGAUGAAAAUGCUCGAUUGCGGAAUGAGUUAGAAGAGGAGCGGAGGAAGCAUGCUGAAAGUGGUGGCUUUGAUUGGACCAAAAUUGAUGAAAUGAAGAAAGUAGAAGAUACGUUAAGAGACGAAAAAAGUAAGGUAGAAUGGCGAUUAGGUGAAGUGACACAGUAUUGGAAUGAUGCAAAAUGGAAAAUCGGUGAAUUAGAAGCCGGUAUGGCACACAAGGAAUGGCUAUUGGAUCAGGCGCAUCAGAAAAUAUUCGAACUGGAUCAGUUGUAUCGAUUCCGUGAUACGACAAAAGAUAUAUUGGAUGGCACAUUCCUGAUUAAGAAGCAACCCGCUGGUGAUAGAUAUAAAUGGCGUCUAGCUAUGUGGAAUGAGAGUUCACCGGAAGAUUUGAAAGAUUACCGAAGAAUAUGGUUUGAAAUUAGAGCGCCAGCAGCUAAAAUUGUAUUAUUAAGUGCAAGUUUCGUAAGUUGGGAAUGCUUUUUAUCAUGUCAACAGUUGGACAAUGACGCUGAUAAAUUUGGUGUUUGGGUUGAUAUACCACCAGGUCGAUAUGAAUUUCUAUUUGUUGUGGAUGGACAUUGGGCAUUAAGCGACAAUUACGCAACUUGUUGGAAUGAGCACGGAACGCACAACAAUUGGCGGCAUGUUGAUUAG
Molecule: messenger RNA, 969 nt
Organism: Loa loa (African eye worm)
Lineage: Eukaryota; Metazoa; Nematoda; Chromadorea; Rhabditida; Onchocercidae
Exons: 8
Coding region: 1-969 (322 amino acids)
Biological process (GO): signal transduction
Cellular component (GO): nucleotide-activated protein kinase complex; cytoplasm; nucleus
Molecular function (GO): protein kinase binding
Source: RefSeq, a predicted model, not a curated record